Penicillium salamii is the source of this 303-nucleotide messenger RNA. Lineage: Eukaryota; Fungi; Ascomycota; Eurotiomycetes; Eurotiales; Aspergillaceae. The record is from the annotation of a GenBank genome assembly.
UUCGCGUUUCCGGCAGCUCGACUUGUCGGACUCUAUCGACGGCUAUGGGAGUCGUGCGUGUCCAAGCACAUCGAUGGCCAUAAGCUAGAGCAGAGCAAUCGGAUCUUGAAGGAGGCUGGUACGCACCUGAGACAAAAGAGGGACGGUCUUCAGCUUCGCCAUGACAAGCAGCUAUCCCGGCUGCACUUUUUUGAACAGGCAUUGGAAUUAUCCCGGGAACAACUGAUCAGCCUACUCGACGACUGGAACCACCCUUUCAGGCCCAAUCUGACAGGGCUGCCGGCCGUAGCAAGAGAAUGGUGA